UCUUACUUUCGAUACACACCAAUACGAACGAAUCAUUACAUUAUUUCAUCGGUAUCUUUCAAGAACCUGAAAUAUAGUGCUUUUUGUUGCGAGCUAAUCUAUAAACAGUUUCGAAUUAAACUGCUUGAAAACUACGCAUUUCGGCGCCAAAAUGGGUCUUAACGGAUGUUGUGGUAUUAUUAAGUACUUGGUGAUUUUGGUCAACUUGGCAUUUUGGCUUAUCGGAUUCGGAAUUGUUUUACUGGCAAUAUGGAUGUUAACCGACCCUACGUUUUUGAUUUCGAUGACUCAGAACGAAAAUAACUAUUUCAUUGGGUUAUACAUACUACUAGUAGUUGGCGGACUCAUGUUAUCUGUUGCAUUUUUGGGAUGUUGUGGAGCCUUCAAAGAAUCUCAAUGCAUGCUGUUUUCGUUUUUCAGUUGCCUUCUAAUAGUACUUGUUGCGGAGAUAGCAGCCGGAGCUUGGGCCUACCAUAACUCUGCUAAGUUAGACUCUUAUGUUCGUUCUGCUGUCAAAGAAGCCGUGCAAGAUGAAUAUUCUGUUGUGGCUACAAGAACAACAACCAUGGAUUCUAUCCAAAAAUAUUUCCAUUGCUGUGGAGCAGAGGGCCCUAACGAUUGGCAGAGCAGCGUGUACAACAAUGCUGACAGAUCUUCAAUAAUCAAUAUCGCUAUAUCAAAACUGAACGUCGCAUAUAAAGUUCCGGAAUCAUGCUGCGUGGAAGGAUUGUCUGCAGCACAAUGCAAUGAUGCACGCAACACAGGUUUAAUCACAUCAAUUAUCAGAGCAGAUAUUUACAACGAUGGUUGUAUGGAAAAACUAGUCAACGAAAUAAAAAAGAAUAUAAAACUGGUGUAUAUUAUCGGCGCUGGUGUCAUUGGAGUAGAAGUGUUAGCGUUGAUAUUCGCUUUAUUCUUAUGUUGCGCUAUUCGACGAAACAACAAUUACAAAAAUUAAAUCAGAUGCAUAACAUAAGGCAAAGAAACAAAAUUAUAUAACGCAUAGUUUUUUGCACAACCAUGACAGUAACGUACAAGUGCGUAAUAUUUGAAAAGAUAUUCCAAUGAUUUUAUAAAUACCGUACAAUUUUCGAAAAAAAAACAAACUGACAAACAUUACACAAAGAAACUUAUGGUCUUUUCAACGGUUGAAUCAGGAUCAGGCAAAAUCAUUUGUUAACAACUUUCAUGCUGUUUCGAUACGAAUUAUGUGUAUUCUACUUUAGGGUUAAAAUAAAAUCUGUCCGACUUAAUUGAUGUUAAGCACAAAAAACAAUAAUUUAUGGGUCGAAAUUAUCGAAAUAGAACGUUUGUUAGCCUUUCCACAAUGAAAAAAAAUCAACACUUGUUCAUAGUUAUAGAGAUUAUAUUACAAGGCCUUGCUUUUAAUUUCUAAGUACUGGAAAUAAUGUGUGUGUUUCAGCAGUUAUAUAUUUUUAUCCCCAUUGUCCCCAAUAUGGUAAUUGAUAAAUGAAAAAAAAAAACAAUUGGAAUUAAUUUGAAAUUUAUGAAGUUUUCUGUUAUUUUGUUAUUUAAUAGCUAUAUAAUUUUGAGUACCCAAUACAAAUCUAAUUACUGAUCAAAUUAAAUCCAGCAAUCCAAAAUGAACAAAAAACUUUUACCAGAAAGGCAAAAAUUAACAGCAAAAUUUGUGGUUCACAAAUCAUUCUUUAGUCAUGAAAAUAAAAAAAAGUAGAUGCAAGAUAAAAAUUACAAUCACAUGCCAACGCAUGAUAGCGUUUAGUUGUAAUUGAAGCAGCGCUUAUAAUAUCAUACAAAAUACUUUCGUGCAUGAAUGAAAUUAAAUAAAUUCGAUUCUAAAAUCAAAUUGCUGCAAAACUAUGAAUGGAGGCACUGACAUGUUCGACCUUUGAACAAUAGACUUCAGAACACGUAUUUUCAUUGAAUAUUACUUCGGUCGCUACGCUGUGCAUAAACACGAAUAAAAAGCUUGCUUGUACCUAAAGCAUGGGCAAAUGUGUGCAAGUGUCACAAAAAUACGCGAUUCACAGUACAUUGUAUGUUGCAAUAAAGUUAUUUAGGUAUUGCUUGGGAAUACUCGUAUAUAUUCGAAGAAUAUAUAAAUGAUCACGUUCGCAUUCGUUCUAGCUAUGUAUUGAAUUGAUAUUCUUCCAUAGUCAAAUUCAACAGGAUGCACAUUACCGUUACAAUGCAUGUAAUUAGCACAUAGGAUACUGCAAAGCCAAAAUAAUUGUGCCAAUCUAGGCGGUCAUAUACUAUAAAGGAUUAAUUGUAGUUAUCUUAGCUGUAAGAAGAUAAAAAUAUUUUUCAGCGUCAAUCAUAUAUAUAUACAACGAUAAAAAAAGGUAAUUAAGAUAAAUCAGUAAAGACAAUUUUGCGUUAAAGUAUUAUAAUUAUAUGAAUUCUGCUCAUAAUGUCUUAAAAUAAAUUCGCCAAUGCUCAGCUUCAUAUACAGUAUUCAUAAAUGUUAUACAUAACGUGAGUCUCAUAAUUUCCAAUGCUUUUCCUAGAGACUGCAUAAAGAAUUACUAAACAUACUGAGAACCAUUGCUUGAUUCUGAUUAUUCGCUUUUUAAAAAUAAGAGUUUAAAAAUUUCCCUGAGUGCAUAAAUUGCCAUUACAACAAGGUGUUCAAGAACGCAUUUCCCGAUAUAUGAAAUUCAGAAUCUCAAAAUUGAAUGUUCAUUGAAACGAGAAGCUUUUCUAAUGUAAUUAAACAAACAGAAGGACCUGUAGGAACAAUACUGAAAAAUAAGUUUUACAAGAAAGGCACAAAGUAUAAACUAUUUACAUUUAAUUUAUUACCAUUUUUAACUAACAAGAAGUAUUCCUCCAAAAAGAA
Molecule: messenger RNA, 2824 nt
Organism: Armigeres subalbatus
Lineage: Eukaryota; Metazoa; Arthropoda; Insecta; Diptera; Culicidae
Product: tetraspanin-2
Exons: 5
Coding region: 152-958 (268 amino acids)
Cellular component (GO): plasma membrane
Source: RefSeq, a predicted model, not a curated record